CACACCCUAAGCAAGUAUUCGUGGUCAAAAAAGGUGUGGAGAGAGAACAAAAAGUGACAGAGCAAAGGCUCCACAGUGAAAAACAAAGCAAGUAAAAAGCUCUUCAACUUCGUUUCGGCGCCAAAAAAGAAAAAAAUGCAAGUCGACGACGAUCUUCACGCCCUACUCGACGAACAACGCCGUGAAAUAGCCGCCGCUGAAACCGUCGAUGGCGAUCUCCUCUUCGCCUUUCAACUUCAAAUGCAAGAGGCUAUGAGCGCUUCAAAUUCAAAACCGGCCAUUAACGGUGAAAGCAUCAUCGGAAGUAACGAUGUCACCACUCUUUUCUCCGAGGAAUUGUUAAACUACGAACAACAAUUUCACGACCGUCAAACAGCCGAAGCGGAGAUGAAGAAAAUCGAAGACGAUCUCAACCGUCGAAUCCACGAUCAGGCCUUCGCGCGUGAGAUACAAAGCGUGCCGGAGGGCGAGUGGAAAGAGACGGGGGAUCAUUUGCAUAGGCCGUACGGUGAGGGUUCAUCGAAAGGUGGGGCCCAAAAUGGGAAUGAGGAUUGUUUUAGGGUUUAUGUGAAGGGUUUAAUGGGAGAAGAGGUUGAAGAAGAGAGUGUUGCUGUGGUUGUGGGAACCAAACAACAACAACAACUCGCUGGGAUUGGGGUUGCUGUGUGUGAUCCCAGUGGUAUUUUGGUGUUUGAAGUGAGUAAGGGUUUGGGUGAAAGCACUACUGAAGUGUUGAAUGAUGAAAUUGUGGAGCUGAAAGCGCUGAUUGAAGGGCUUGAUGUUGCUGUAAUGUUGGGUUUGAAAAGGGUUAAUGUUGUUUUGGAUAGUCAAACUAUCUUGCAAUAUGUUAGGGGCAAGUUGCAUCCGAGGAACGGUAAUGUUAUUGCACUUGUUGAACAAGCAACUUCUCAUCUAAGAAAAUUUACAGAUUGUGUACCAUCUCUUGUGUCACAGAAUACCGUCAACUUUGCAAUUAAACUUGCUACUGAUGCAAUAGUCUCUCAGGUUAGAGGACCAGCAGAAAGUAGUCUUCAAAAGAGCAUCACCGAGACUUGUACUAUAUGUCUGCAAGAUACUGAUGUAGAUCAUAUGUUUCUAAUUAAUGGUUGCCUGCAUUAUUAUUGCUUUUCUUGUAUGAAUAAACAUGUGGAAGCUAAACUCCUUCAAGGAAUGCUACCUGAAUGCCCUCAUGAUAAAUGCAAGUCUGGGUUGAAAAUAGAUAACUGCAAAAAGUUCUUGACGCCCAAGCUAUAUGAUUUGAUGAAUGAACGUGUCAAGGAAACUACUAUUCCUAUCACGGAAAAGAUUUACUGCCCAAAUCCUAAGUGUUCUACAUUGAUGUCAAAAUCUGAGGUCCAAAUUACUGCUCCAAAUGCCUUUGUGGGAAACGAGCAAGUUGGGGCUAGAAUGUGCACGAAAUGCCGUCUCCAUUUCUGUAUCAAUUGCAGAGUUCCUUGGCAUCAAAACAUGACUUGCUUUGACUAUAGAAGACUUAAUCCUUACUUGUGCGUAGACGAUGUAAAGCUCAAGUCUCUUGCCACAAAGAGUCUUUGGCGUCAGUGUGUAAAGUGCAACCACAUAGUGUCUCUUGGGGAAGGUUGCUACCAUAUUUACUGCAGAUGUGGUCACGAGUUCUGUUAUACAUGCGGAGCUGAGUGGAAGAACAAGAAACCAACAUGUUCCUGCCCAAUAUGGGAUGAGCGAAAUAUCAUUUAUGGAAAUAGACCCCAACCAAGGAGAGGCUGAGCAGGAUGUCAUCGUUCCGGUCUAUUUAGCACCUAAAGUGUUGCAGAGACUGGUCAUCAGUGGGAGGAGAUAGGAGUAUAUUCUUUCAUAUGUACAGUUCUUUUAAUUCGUGGGGCACUAAUAAUCUUUUUAAUACAUGCUGCAAGAAUGACAGUACUAGUAGAUAUUAGAUGUGUCCAAAGCACCCUCCCUCAACUAGGAGUUUUCAGAUACACAAAUUCCCUUUUCUGUUUGUUUUAAUUGUGCUAGUCUAUAGCUUUUUUA
Nicotiana attenuata is the source of this 2010-nucleotide messenger RNA. Its product is annotated as probable E3 ubiquitin-protein ligase ARI9. Gene Ontology annotation, biological process: positive regulation of proteasomal ubiquitin-dependent protein catabolic process; ubiquitin-dependent protein catabolic process; protein polyubiquitination. The transcript is spliced from 3 exons. Gene Ontology annotation, cellular component: ubiquitin ligase complex; cytoplasm. The record is from RefSeq and is a predicted model, not a curated record. NCBI's taxonomy places the organism in Eukaryota, Viridiplantae, Streptophyta, Magnoliopsida, Solanales, Solanaceae. Gene Ontology annotation, molecular function: RNA-DNA hybrid ribonuclease activity; ubiquitin protein ligase activity; nucleic acid binding. The coding region runs from base 136 to 1746 and encodes 536 amino acids.